CUACAACUUGGCCGUCAAGUGGCACUCGACCGGGCGGUUUGAGGGCGUAAAUGGCAUUAAAACGUCACUGGAGAACCCGCUACACGAACACUGAUUCGUUAGAAGGACGACAAAAGAAAAGGGAAGCGACGGCUUACAUUGACAGAUUCAGAGAGUCCAAAAAUCCAAAACGAGUCCUACCAGAGAAAGUUGCAGCUAGCCGGGUGUCACCCGAGCCGUCGCCGUCAUCAGUCGCGUGCUCGCCGGUAAUGGACACCGAGCCUCCCCGGGGUCGGUGCGUCGUCCAACUGGACCGCACCAAGUCGCCGCCUGCCUCGGGCUCCCUUCGCGCGGCUCGAGACCGACGCAAACCUGCGAGACGACAUGCGCUCCCUCGCCGGGCUCGCGGCCACCGUGGCGGCGGCUAGCGUCUACCUCUACGUGCUGUCCACUCACCUGCCGCCGGCGGAAGAGCACUUGAGGCCGGCCUCGCCCGAGGAGAAGGAGCCCCACUAUUACAAGUUGAAGUUCCCGUCGGACCUGGACGAACUGCGGGAGCUCGCCGAGAUGCUCAAAUUCUACAAGCAGGAACACCACGGCUACGUCCUGCUGCUCUUUUGCAGCGCGUACCUCUACAAGCAGUCCUUCGCCAUUCCCGGGUCCUCCUUCCUGAACGUGCUGGCGGGCGCUAUAUUCGGACCCUGGGAGGGCCUGGCGCUGACGUGCCUGCUCACCACCACGGGUUCCGCUUUCUGCUACGUGCUCUCGUCCACCUUCGGGAAGCGGCACGUGGUUCGCAUCUUCCCGGACAAGGUGGCGCUGCUGCAGAGGAAGGUAGAGGAAAACCGUAGCAGCUUGUUCUUUUUCCUCCUCUUUCUGCGCUUCUUCCCCAUGACUCCUAACUGGUUCCUGAACAUCACCUGUCCCGUCCUCAACAUCCCCCUCUCCAUCUUCUUCUUCUCCGUUUUAAUCGGUUUGAUUCCCUACAACUUCAUCUGCGUGCGCACGGGCGCCAUCCUCUCCGAGAUCCACUCCCUGGACGACAUCUUCUCGUGGGCCACGCUGGCUCAGCUGCUGGCCGUCGCGCUGGUGGCGCUGGUGCCAGGCGCGCUCAUCAAACGCUACGGCCAAGCUCACCUCAAGGUGGCGAACAUGGACGGAACACCGGAGGACGACCCGAAGAGGCGAUGACGGCGGGAGGGUGAGGACUUUUCAUAGCGGAGGUCUCCCCCGGUGGGCCUCACAUCCCACUGUGAUCGAUCUACAGCGGACCGCCACUAUUGA
Syngnathoides biaculeatus (alligator pipefish) is the source of this 1263-nucleotide messenger RNA. RefSeq names its product transmembrane protein 41ab (gene tmem41ab). NCBI's taxonomy places the organism in Eukaryota, Metazoa, Chordata, Actinopteri, Syngnathiformes, Syngnathidae. Bases 364 to 1170 code for a protein of 268 amino acids. The transcript is spliced from 5 exons. The record is from RefSeq and is a predicted model, not a curated record.